CAGUCUCAGCCUGCACGGUGACGGCAGGACCUCCGAGCCCCAAUGGACGUCUUCCAGGAGGCUGUGGGUUAUCUGGAGUCACACCAUGUACUGGUUGAAGCAGAGGCUGAAGUCCUGGAGGAGGAUGUGUUCCAGGAGGAGGCAGCGUCCUGGUUUCUCUCUCCUCUCCACGGCGAGAGCAUAGACUUCCCCGACACCCCUACGUCACAAAGUCCGGAGGAGAUGCUGGAGAGGAGGCUGGUGGUCCUGAGAGGCAUCCUGGAGAGUGAGGAGGUUUACCUGAGAGAGCUGGAGACCCUGCUGAUGCCAAUGAAGGCUCUGCGCGCCUCGGCCGGGACCUCCCAGCCGGUUCUGACCAGUCGACAGGUCCAGAUUGUUUUCUACCAGGUGCCAGAGCUCAGAGACAUGCACCAGGACUUCUACUCCGGCCUGAAGGCCCGGCUGAGCGCACACGGCCCUCCUGAGGAGGGAGACAUGAGCCACACAGGGUUCGAUCUGAUGGUAGGGGACCUGUUUCUGAAAAUGGUGAACCAGAUUGGUCUGUACGGUGGUUUCAUUGAGAACUACGAGGAAGCUGUUGAAGUCGUCCGCAAGUGCACACACUCGGAGCCUCGCUUCCGAACCCUGGCCGAGAGCAUGAUGUCGAAAAACGGCUCAGACAAAACUCGGGUCGAAUACACAUUUGAAGCUCUGCUAUACAAGCCCUUGGACAGAGUAACCAGGACCACACUAGUGCUGCGUGACCUCCUGAAGACGACACCAGAGGAGCACGAAGAUUACACGUACUUACAGGAAGCGCUGAGAUUGUCUCGCAGCUUCCUGUCUGGUGUCAAUGAGAGUUCACAGUGCAAACGAGAGGUCACGCUCAGUCAUGGCAUGAGACGUCAGCUGAUGCGUGACAGCUUUGUGGUGGAUGCAAGCGAGGGGGAACGCAGCCUGCGUCACCUUUUCCUUUACACCGACCUCCUGCUGUGCACCAGAUUCAAACAUGCACACAAAGGGAAGCCGGACCAGUACAGGUUCAGCUGGUAUCUGCCUCUUGCUGGUCUCAAACUUCGCUGGGUUGCAGAUCAAGAACGUUCAGCAGACGCACACCUUCGUUUACGCACCAUAAGAACCAAGAUGCACCUCCUCCGGCAGCAGCUACGGCAGCACGCAAAGGGGUCCAGGGCCUUGGCUUUGGCAGCUCGUAGCAGGAAGAAACUGGAGCAAAUGGAGUUGCUGCUGCUCACACACUCCCCUGUUUACACACUGGAGCUGCAUAGCCCCAGUGGCAAGAGUCACACGCUCCUCUUUUCCUCCCUGUAUGAGCUUGAAGAGUGGAGAGAAGCCAUUCACAAACUCACCACAGACAACAUAGAAACUGUCCCUCCAGACCUGCUCACUCUCACCAGCGCAUGUGUGAAACUGAGAAUGACUCAGCAGCCGCAACUUCACAGCACAACCACUGUCGAGGACGAGAAGUCUUUGUGUGGGACUCUGAGUGUGGCCAUCCACUCUGCCUGUGGCCUGCAGCAACCUGCCUUUGUUUAUGUGUGUGUUGAAGUGGAUGGAUAUGAGUUUUACGAUAAACAAGCCCAGACUCACUCUUCAGUCCACAGCCUCAACCCACAUUGGGACCAGGAGCUGUCGUUCCAGGUGGACGGGGCGCAGGAGCUGAGGGUGCUUUGUGUGAGCCAGUCAAAUCGACAGGAUGCUGUCCUGGGAAAAGCUUCUGUAAAAUUGGAAUCUAAAACCCUGAAUAAGCGAUGGAGGAAACAGAUUCUACACCUCGGCCAGGUGGAGGUGACUCUCUCCCUGAAGUAUUCUCCCCACCCAAUUGAGCCACCGAGCUCCACAGCUCAACAACCGCCCGUCUUCUGUGUCCCCAUUGAAACUGUGGCUCAACAGGAGGGAGUGCUCGUCCCACAUGUGGUGCGCUGCUGUGUGGAGGAGUUGGAGAGGAGAGGCCUGGUCGAGGUGGGCAUCUACAGGGUUUCAGGAACCACCAGUGACAUCAGCACGCUCAAGACGGCGUUCAACAGCAAUCUGCGUGAGGCGGUGACGCGGCUGAGAUGUGCCGAAGUGAACGCCGUCUCUGGUGUUCUCAAACUGUACUUCAGAGAGCUGCCGGAGCCUCUGAUACCCCCCGAGAUGUUUCAGAGCCUGGCCAAGACGCUCGACAUCCAGGACAUGAACUCCCGGCUUGUCUCCAUGUUGUCCCUGCUGCUCUCCUGCCCUGACCCCAACCGCAACACCUUCCUGUACCUCAUGCACCACCUCCAACGAGUGUCUGAGAAGCAAGACGUCAACAAGAUGUCUCUGUUGAACCUGGCCACUGUGUUCGGUCCCAGCCUCUUACGCCCCCCUGUGGUUGGACUGGGGCUCGACAUGGACAUCGCCCAGGAGGUGGUGGUGCAGGUCCAAGUGGUUUUCAGCUUCCUGCAGUGCAACAACCUCCCUGAAGCCCAGACCUCUCUGCCACAUGACACAGACGCUGAAGAUGAGACCACCCACGUGUGAGACCACCAUCAGUGUCCCAGCUGGCAGAAAAUUCAAAAUACUGCGUGUAAAGAAAUAUCUGUGUUUAGACUGUUAGACAAUAAAAG
Centropristis striata (black sea bass) is the source of this 2588-nucleotide messenger RNA. RefSeq names its product active breakpoint cluster region-related protein. Gene Ontology annotation, biological process: signal transduction; positive regulation of GTPase activity. Lineage: Eukaryota; Metazoa; Chordata; Actinopteri; Perciformes; Serranidae. The transcript has 22 exons. The record is from RefSeq and is a predicted model, not a curated record. Gene Ontology annotation, molecular function: GTPase activator activity; guanyl-nucleotide exchange factor activity. Gene Ontology annotation, cellular component: membrane. The coding region runs from base 43 to 2502 and encodes 819 amino acids.